AUGCAAUUAUUCGAAAGUAAUAAUAUUAGCAUUAGUUUCAAGCAAGCUAUUGAAUCAAACUACAAGUAUAUCAUUGGUUCAAUGGCAGGCAGGAGUGAAUCCAUGAUCAAGGAGGGAGUAAGAAAGCUUCCUUCCCCAAUAAUAGUCAACUUACGUCAAUACUUGGUUGAUGAAGCAAUCAAUGAGAAGAAACAAAAUCUCUAUUUGCAAUUCUACUUGAAUUGCGGCUCUGAAGUGUUUUGCUUGCUGAAACACAAGCAAAUCAAAGUUAAGAGUGGAGAAUACUCCUAUCAUGUUGAAGAGCAAUUGGGAAAGAUUGAGAGAAACGAGAAGAAACCAACCAAACCAAACUUUAGACUAGGAGUACUUGUCUCGACCAAAUAUCUUGUGUUAGACACCUUGAAUUUCACAAGAAAGUUUAACAAGUACAGAAGCAGAAAAGUGGAAAAGGAAGAUGGCACAAUUUUGUGUUGGGUAGAGAGUAACUCAUUCCAAAGUGCAACAAGAGAUGAAAUAUGUAAACCAAAGAGUGGAACCAAACAUUCUCUUGAAUCAUCAAGUAACUCUGAUGAUCUCUUUGAGCAAGUCAAGCAGAUAAAGCUUGAAUUCGAACAAACAUUAGAGAAGCAGAUGAGAUUGAAGAAUGAAUUGGAAGAAAAACUUUCUCUCCUCAUUGAAAUGAUGAAAGAUUCGAAUAGCAAUGACUCUCCAAUUAUAAUGAACACACCAGUUGCACAUUUUCAUGUUGAAAGCGUGUCGAGCUCACCUGCAACUACCACCACAACAACUGUUGAGACUCCACUCUCUAUGGAAGAAAUCUUUGGACUCACUGAUACACCGACAUUCCACUAUUUUCAAACACCUCACCAACAACAGUCAAGCCAAAUGGAACAAGUGCCAACCAUCAUGCAUGGUGUGCCAUAUGUUUUCUCAAAUGAACUAUAG
Messenger RNA from Naegleria gruberi, 945 nucleotides. RefSeq lists its product as uncharacterized. The transcript has a single exon. The record is from RefSeq and is a predicted model, not a curated record. Lineage: Eukaryota; Heterolobosea; Eutetramitea; Acrasida; Naegleriidae. The coding region runs from base 1 to 945 and encodes 314 amino acids.